This is a messenger RNA of [Candida] anglica, 2028 nucleotides long. The record is from the annotation of a GenBank genome assembly. NCBI's taxonomy places the organism in Eukaryota, Fungi, Ascomycota, Pichiomycetes, Serinales, Debaryomycetaceae.
AUUAUAAUCGUUUUAAACUAGUAUAAUCUAUAAUAACUUGUACAUUCUUUUUAAAAUUAUCUCAUCGCAUAUAUCCCACCGUGGGUGUUUGGGUGUACACCCAUGCAGGAGUACCAACAUAUGCACACCACCCAUAAUUUCUUAAUUCUCAUUAUUUUUUAUUUUUGUUUUUACAACCAAAAUCAAAAGUUUUAAAGUUCCCAAAGUUGCCAAAGUUUGUCAAAGGUCCCAAAUUUAUCCAACUUCUACAGCUAUUUCUCUUCUAGGACCAAGUCAAACCACUAAUUAUAUCUGUAUGUCCAGAAAAAAAGAGUUCUUAUAGCUUCCUUCUGUAUUAAUAUCCUGUACCUUCCUCCCUGUCCAUGUAAAUGAAUGACUUCAAAAAAUGUUAUUUAUAAUGAUUUUGCUCCAGGGGAUUUAAAUAUUUAUAAAAGAUGUGACGGUAAAACUUUUUACGUUCCAGAAUUAUUACACAAUUGUCCCAGUUAUUCAAAGGAACAUUUCCUUUGUAUACACGACCUCAAUCUGUCACAAAGUAUGAUAAGAACUUAUGGAGCUCUGGGUUAUGAAUUAUCUUCACAAAAUUUCUUUAUGAUUGGUAAUCACCCCAUACAAAGAGUUAAAAUCUUUGGUAAAGUAUUGUCUACUCAUUACAAUGAUGAAAAGGAGUAUUAUAUAAUCAGGAUCGAUGAUUCAUCAGGAAGGAAACUGAUUAUAGAUGUCAAGGUGAAUCUAGGAAUCUAUCUACAAUGUUUCCUACCAGAUAAACUUGUUUAUGGAACGAUCAUAUCAAUCCAGGGAUUGUUGAUAGAAUAUGGAUUCCAAAGAAUCAAACAAUUUCUUGCCAAUUAUAUAUCUGUAGAGGGACAAUCUGGUGAUUUACUGGUUGAACUUGAAUUUUGGCAAAGAAUUCUCAAUGAUAGGAAACUCUUACAAACCGCAUGGGUCUAUGAAAGGGAAAUAGAGAUUAUAUCAUUAACCUCAGACGAUGAAGAAGAAGAAGAUGAAGAAGAAGAAGAUCUAUGGGUCACACAAGUUACCAUGGUUAAUUAUAAGUCCCCCAUUGAAUUAUCUGGAGAAUUUCUUACCUGGAUAUUGAACAAUGGGAAACAGAAAUUUAAACUAAUCCAACUUUAUAAAGAUCGUCAAAUAUCCAAACUUUUAGACAUUCAUAUUCAACAAGAUCCAGAACAUCCUAACAAACCUGAUCUUUUCCAUAGAAUUAGACACAUUCUUCACAUUGCAGGCGAAUUAAUCACAGUAUCCAAGUCUCAAGUGGCAGAUUGCACGAAUCUUGAAAGACUUUGUUCUCAAAUCUUUGAUGAGCUUUCAUGGGUCAGACAACAUGGGAAAGUUUUCAAGGCUACACGAUUUGUAGAACAACGACAGGGUGAUGUUUCUAGUGGAUUAUCAACGGUACAUGUGAAUUUCAUAGUAAAAUGGGCGGUAAGAGAUGAAGACAAUUGGAAGUAUGAUGAGAACGAUGACCAAUGGGAAUAUUCCGCUUGAAAUAUAUAUAAGACAUGGUAAACAGAAUCAGAAUAUCGCAAUGUAGAUAAACGGUCCGGUAUAAAACCGGUAGUUACCGUCCUCACAGGUAAUGAAGCAAAGCCCGCCUCACGGGGUCGCUACCCUUCUUCUUCAGUUACCGAGGAAUGGCUGAGAAAUUCUCCUCGUAGAGGAGCUAAGCACCACGCAGUGGCACUCCCCGAGCAGGGGCCAGCGGAGCGACUCGCCAGUCCCACAGGGAAGAGACUACUAAACACCCUACGGGGUAUGCGAGCCGCUCCGCUGGCACUCCGCGGGCCACUAGCCGUGGGGGCUUUUGUUCCUCUAACGAGGAAUUUGGCUGUGAAUAUUUUCUCAUAUAGGGGUUCUUCCCGAGUAGGGGCCAUCUGAGCGUACUCCACAGGUCGCCAGUAGACUUCCACUUCUUCUACGGUACAAUAUGAAUUUUCUUAGAUUUGCUAAAACAUAUAUUUAAGGUACGUCUCCAUUACCGGGAGAGAUCAGCUCUUUCGUAUACAC